Molecule: messenger RNA, 3138 nt
Organism: Phaeodactylum tricornutum CCAP 1055/1
Lineage: Eukaryota; Bacillariophyta; Bacillariophyceae; Surirellales; Neidiaceae
Exons: 2
Coding region: 1-3138 (1045 amino acids)
Biological process (GO): spliceosomal complex assembly
Cellular component (GO): U2 snRNP; U12-type spliceosomal complex; U2-type prespliceosome
Molecular function (GO): mRNA binding
Source: RefSeq, a predicted model, not a curated record
AUGGUUUCCGAUACCGAAUCGGUUGCCAGCGCAAAAAAUAAGUGGGACGAUGUCAUAUCCACGGGAGCUUCGUCACGUCGAAGGAAAAGAUGGGACGAAACUCCUGUGAUGGCGGCGUCAUCAUCAGUAGCAGCCACGCCUCUUGUCACGACCGGGUGUCGAUCAAAAUGGGACGAGACUCCUGUAUUGGCUUCAGGUGGCGUAGGAGUGAUAAAGACCCCUACGCUUGCUGGCGCUCGGAACCGUUGGGAUGCAACUCCGUUGUCUACACAGCCUUUGGCAGGUGCGUCGCAAACUCCCAUGGGAACGCCGCUAGAUAAAGCAAUGUUGUUGGAGCGAGAAAUGGAAUCAAGAAACAGACCAUGGACUGAAGGUGCUUUGGACGCAAUUCUUCCUUCUGAAGCAUACAACAUUGUUCGUCCACCGUCAACCUACAUUCCUCUCCGGACACCCGGUCGAAAGCUCCUGGCUACACCCACGCCGAUGUCGAUGACCCCUGCGGGCUUCCAGAUGGAAGUGCCCGCUGAGCAGCGCAUAGACGCGUCAGUUCAAGAUAUUCGAGAGGCGUACGGAUCAUUACCAUAUAUUAAACCCGAGGACAUGCAGUACUUUGGGCGGCUUGCCGAGGAAGUCAACGAAGACGAUAUAUCAAAGGAUGAGUUGAAGGAACGUCAAAUUAUGACAAUGCUGUUGAAAAUCAAGAGUGGCACGCCCCCUCAACGAAAGACAGCUAUGCGACAGAUUACGGACAAAGCGCGCUCCUUCGGCGCAGGUCCUCUGUUUAAUCAGAUACUUCCACUUUUGAUGAGUCCAGCUUUAGAAGAUCAGGAGAGGCAUUUGCUUGUCAAAGUUAUCGACCGGGUCUUGUAUAAGCUUGACGACUUGGUACGUCCUUAUGUUCACCGGAUUCUCGCUGUGAUUGAACCGUUGCUAAUCGACGAAGACUACUAUGCCCGUGUCGAAGGUCGGGAGAUUAUCAGCAAUUUAGCGAAGGCUGCAGGACUUGCUACGAUGAUUGCUACGAUGAGACCGGAUAUCGACAGUCCCGAUGAGUACGUCCGAAACACGACUUCACGUGCAUUCGCGGUAGUGGCAAGUGCCCUUGGUGUUCCGGCCCUGCUGCCUUUCCUAAAGGCUGUCUGUCAAUCACGAAAAUCCUGGCAGGCGCGCCAUACGGGCAUAAAAAUUGUGCAGCAAAUAGCUUUGCUCAUGGGCGUUGCUGUGCUCCCCUACCUGAGAGAGUUGGUCGAGAUAGUCAGCCAUGGUCUUGUUGAUGAUAUGCAGAAGGUUCGGAUUGUCACAGCAUUAACCUGCGCAGCUUUAGCGGAAGCCGCUCAUCCGUACGGAAUCGAGAGUUUUGAUCCUGUAAUUCGCCCGCUCUGGAAAGGUACUAUGGAGCAACACGGAAAGGCCCUCGCUGCUUUUCUCAAAGCUGUUGGCUUCGUGAUUCCUCUCAUGGAAGAGAACUACGCUAGUCACUACACCCGGCUCGUCAUGCCCAUUCUUAUUCGUGAAUUUCACUCCCCCGAUGAAGAAAUGAAAAGGAUUGUGCUCAAGGUUAUCGAACAGUGCGUUGCCACGGCUGGGGUCGAACCUGACUAUAUUCGCACAGAGAUCCUGCCCGAGUUUUUCCGAAACUUUUGGAUCCGCCGUAUGGCACUAGAUCGUCGCAACUACAACCAAGUUAUUGAAACCACCGAAGAAUUGGCAAACAAGGUUGGUUGCUCUGAUAUAAUCAUUCGUAUCGUGGAUGAUCUCAAGGAUGACUCAGAACCUUACCGACGGAUGGUGAUGGAAACUUUAAAAAGAGUCUUGAACAAUUUAGGCGCUAGUGAUAUUGACGAACGCCUGGAGGAACGGCUCAUCGACGGUAUUCUAUAUGCCUUCCAGGAGCAAGCUGUGGACGCCAGUAGUACGGGUUCUAAUUCUUUUGGCAGGGAAAGCCAAGUGAUGCUGGAGGGCUUCGGAACUGUUGUAAACGCUCUCGGCGAGCGAUGCAAGCCAUAUCUUAAGCAAAUUGCCGGUACCAUCAAAUGGCGACUCAACAAUAAGGCGGCAUCUGUUCGUAUGCAAGCUGCUGAUCUUAUCGGACGAAUCGCAGUUGUGAUGAAGGCCUGUGGCGAAGACCAAUUGAUGGGGCAUCUGGGCGUUGUCCUUUACGAAUAUCUUGGUGAAGAAUACCCGGAAGUGCUGGGAUCUAUCCUGGGUGCUCUUCGCGCCAUUGUGAAUGUCAUUGGGAUGACAAAGAUGACCCCACCUAUCCGCGACUUGCUUCCGCGUUUGACACCGAUUCUGCGGAAUCGCCAUGAAAAAGUGCAAGAGAAUGUCAUUGAUCUGGUCGGCCGUAUUGGGGACCGUGGUGCAGAGUUUGUGUCGGCUAAGGAGUGGAUGCGUAUCUGUUUUGAGCUACUUGAAAUGUUGAAGGCCCAUAAGAAGGCCAUUCGACGUGCUGCAGUUAGUACGUUUGGUUUCAUUGCGAAGGCAAUCGGUCCGCAGGAUGUGCUGCAUACUCUCUUGAACAACUUGAAAGUACAGGAUCGGCAGAUGCGCGUCUGCACGACUGUCGCCAUUGCUAUCGUUGCAGAAACGUGUGGGCCAUUUACAGUCUUACCCGCUUUGAUGAACGAAUACCGUGUUCCGGAACUCAAUAUACAAAAUGGUGUAUUGAAAUCUUUGAGCUUCGUCUUUGAAUACAUCGGGGAUAUGGGUAAGGACUACGUCUACGCUGUUACCCCGCUCUUAGAAGAUGCCUUGAUGGAGCGCGACCCUGUGCAUCGUCAAACGGCAUGCUCCAUCGUGAAACAUCUUUCACUCGGCGUUGUUGGCUUGGGAUGCGAAGAUGCACUACUUCAUUUGUUCAAUUACGUCUGGCCAAACAUUUUCGAAGAAAGCCCUCACGUUAUCCAAGCAGUGUUUGAUGCAGUACAAGCACUCAUGGUGGCAUUGGGACCCAACGUAAUCUUGGCCUACACAAUCCAGGGGCUCUAUCACCCCGCACGGCGCGUACGGGAUACAUAUUGGCGUGUAUUUAACAUGCUCUACAUUUACAAUGCCGAUGCUCUCGUAGCGGGGUACCCUUCCAUGAGGGACGAAGGUGGAAACACUUACAAGCGCACUUCUCUUGAACUCUUUAUUUAA